Saprolegnia parasitica CBS 223.65 is the source of this 1580-nucleotide messenger RNA. RefSeq lists its product as hypothetical. Gene Ontology annotation, cellular component: Golgi apparatus; membrane. NCBI's taxonomy places the organism in Eukaryota, Oomycota, Saprolegniomycetes, Saprolegniales, Saprolegniaceae. The record is from RefSeq and is a predicted model, not a curated record. Gene Ontology annotation, biological process: transport. The transcript is spliced from 5 exons. The coding region runs from base 19 to 1512 and encodes 497 amino acids.
CUCCGACCGACGACGACGAUGGCAGGCAGCUUGCGGCGCUGCUUCACCGCGCUCCUCCUCGGCGCCCACGCGGCCUACGGCUCGGUCUACCCCGUAUCCAACGAGCUCAUCGUCGACGCGACGGCGCCUGCGGAUGCCAAGGUCGCCUACUUCCCGUUCCAGCGCGCUGAAAAGAUGUUUGGUUCCAACCACGGCCCGCUGUUUGCCGAGCACGGCAGCUCGUCUGUCCACCUCAACAUCUCGGGCGUGAACGCGUCGUCGGCCAUGAACGGCGGCCGCCUCGUCGUUUUCCACUACCAGGCCGACAACCUCAACGCGCUUGCGGACGCCGAGGGCAACCUCGCGCUCUUUGCGUGCUCGCAGCUGCAAUCCGAGCUUACAAUGGCCGGCAUGCACCACUUGGAGCGUCGUGAAUUCCCGAUCGUCAACGGCUCGGUGGUCGCGUCAACCACGUACAAGAUCAACAGCAGCGGCUGGAUCGACUCGCUCGUCUUUGUGUGCUCGGAGACGCACGCGAGCCAGGCCGCGGUGCCGUUUACGGGGACGCUCACGGUGCGCAAUCCGUACGGUCUCUUGCCGGCUGUGUUUUAUGGUCUCCUGCCCUUCAGCGGGUUCCUCUCGCUCGGGUAUCUUGUGCUCGCCUUCUUCUUCGCCAUCCUUCUCUGCCUGCACCGCAAGGAAGCCAUUGCGCUUCAAGUUGGUAUCUUCGCCGUUCUUCUCCUCGGCACAGUGUCGUCGGCGAUCUGGUUUAUCGCCCUGUACGAGAUGAACCAAGUCGGCCAGCCCUUUAGCUGGCCGUUGCCGCCGUUGUACAUUGCCGCGGUGGCCUGCGACGCCGGCAUGCGCACCUUUGCGCGCAUGAUUCUGCUGGUCGUUUGCCUCGGGUACGGGAUUGUCAAGGACACGCUGCCGCGCCUCGACAAGGUGCUCAUUGUGGUCAUGUCGCUGGCGUACUUUGGCACGGGCGUCGCCGACGACUUGAUUCGUGAAGCCACCGCCGACCGCAGCAGCGGCCUCCGCGGUCGGUCGCCGUCGAUCUGGGCGCUGCUGCAGCUCGCGUGCAACCUCGUGUUCGUGCUGUGGAUCUACCUCUCGCUCGAGACGAUCCUCAAGGACCUCCGGUCGGCCAAGCAGUUUGCGAAGCUCAAGAUGUACGAGGCGCUCGCGUACAGCCUCGGUGGUUUUGUGCUGUUUUUCACGAUGCUGACGGCUGUCGCUGUCUCGGGCCGCGUCGGACUCUUCGAGUGGCCGACCGAGUGGGAGUGGACGCAGCUCGUUGCGUGGCCCGUCCUCAACUUUAUCGUGUCGGCGGCCAUGUGCGUCAUUUGGCGCCCGACCGCGCGCUCGAUCGCGUAUGCGUCGCAGCUGCCGAUGGAAGAUAUCGAGGACGAUGAGCAGGAGCAUGAGGACGACGAUACCAAGGACAAGAAGGACGCGGUCGCCAACAUUUCGCCGCGCUUCACCGUCGGUGAGGACGACGAUGACGAACACGUGCUGCAUAGCAAGGUCUAGACACGUGCGUUCAACGUAAAACCUUGACGAUCGCAAUUUUUGGACAACUUGUCUUAUUUUAAAUCGCC